GAUUUUAACACAACAGGGAGAUAAGCUUAGAAGAUUAGUACUUACCUUCAGUAUACAGUGUGCGGACUGUGCAUUUAGUCUGUGCUGUGUAAAUACCCUCUCGAUUAUUAAUAUAGUGUAUAGUGGCCCUAAUAUACAGGAGUUUAUUUUACGUUUCGGUUUAAAUCCACAGUAGCUGUUUACCUAAGCGAUACUGCCCAUAAUUGGAAGGUACUUGGCAAUAAGGGGAACUGUGAGAGUGUUGUCAAAGCGCAACGUUUAGCGCUGUCUUCAAGGGAUUUAUCCACGGGAUUUAGCAGCGAAUCUCCCCACCUUUGCGAGUGGGCUUAUCGCACGGGCCGAGUGUUCCUGUAUAUACAGCCCCGUCGAUUCUGAAGAUGUCGUCGUCAGGCGUUUACGUCGUUGAGAAUACUAACGAAAGCAGUACAGACGUAUCCCCAACAGACACACGGGGCCCCCCUUGGAGCAGAGAAGCCGGAAACGACUUCCUGAACUACCCCGACAAGGAGGACAACACCCGAAUAUCAGUGAUCAACUAUAAUAACCAACCCCCUCGAGGUUCUUUCCGGUCCCGGAAUGGACGGCCCCAGGUCCAAAUGACGAAGUCCGAGAAGAGGAACAUCGCUGUGCGCGGCGCCCUCUGCGCUUUGAUUGGGGUGUCCGUACUUGUGGCUAUAGCCGCAAUUAUAGCCUUGGCUAUUGUCCUGACCGACAAAAACAGAGAACCGUCCACAACACCCCGUCCACAGACGUAUGAAAUAGUUCAGUACAGUGGUCAGUUCAGAUUACAAGAAGAAUGGAGCCCGGAACUGACCAAUCAAACAUCAGAGGAGUAUCGGGCUAUGGAAGCUCGUAUUAUAACACAGCUGGACAAGGCUUUUAUGAGCAGUGUUCUGUGGAGGUACUACAAUCGUACAGAGAUUGUCUCCCUUCAAAAUGGCAGUAUCAUUACAGCAUUUGACACGUUUUUCUCGGCUUUGAGAGAGUACACUCCCUUGGAUCCUGACAAACCGACCAACAUAUCCGUCCCUGCCAGCAUGGUCGGUGCCAUUAUCGUGGACCAGUUCCUCAGUGGAGUGCUUGGUCUGGCGCUAGACAAGGAAAGUGUUGUCAUUCAAAAUGUAACAACAACAACAACAACGGUAAGUUCAACAACAACAGAGAUGAGCCCAACAACAGAAAUGAGUACAACAACAGAAAUGAGCACAACAACAACAGUAGUGGUGACAAAAGAGCCAUCUACUCCACUCACAACGACUGAAGGGCAAGAUUUGUGUCACCUUUUGGAAUUCUCAGAGUGUCAAGGCAUUUACAACUACACGAUUUUGCCAAGUCAAAAUCAGACGCAACUCCAUGGCGUGUUUCUGGCUCGUUAUGGCACUUUAUUGAAUAGCAGCUGCUCCGCGAAGGCACGGCCAUUUUUCUGUGCACUGACGUUUAGGAAAUGCGACCCAUUGACGGAAAGUGAAGUGUUGCCAUGCCGACAGCUUUGUCAAGAGGUGUCACGAGAGUGUGCUCUAAUGAUAUCAUGUGAUGGUUUGCCCCAAGCUCCUGCCACCUGCUUUGCUGGAGGAAUGUCUUCAGAGACGCCGCCGACACUAACCACACCACAGGUGACCACUCCGACAACAUCUGUCACCACCGUCUCAGGUAUUUAG
Molecule: messenger RNA, 1658 nt
Organism: Liolophura sinensis
Lineage: Eukaryota; Metazoa; Mollusca; Polyplacophora; Chitonida; Chitonidae
Exons: 10
Coding region: 378-1658 (426 amino acids)
Biological process (GO): non-canonical Wnt signaling pathway; canonical Wnt signaling pathway
Cellular component (GO): plasma membrane
Molecular function (GO): Wnt receptor activity; Wnt-protein binding
Source: RefSeq, a predicted model, not a curated record